AUGGCUAACAACUCUGGCCAAAGUCUGUCGGGAAGGACUCAAGAUUUCAGAGCCGACACACCUCGGACCUUUACCAGGAGCGAUAUACUCCAUGUCAAUCGGUCCAGUCCACAGGAGCCAUACCUCUCAUUUACUAUCGGACCUCAUCCACUACGUCAGCUCAUCAUCAGAAUAUGGUCUCACGAUCAAGGCUGGUGCAAUCCUGAGUUCAAGACCGAUGAUCCCUACGCAAACUCGCAUACUUGGUUUGCCCUCGGCAUCAUUCCGGAAAGCUCUGAUCCCCUUCGCCGUAAACAUGAGCCGUAUCUGUGCGAAAUACAGAGGAACGUUCGUGCGUCCACCAAGAAGAAGUGCCACAUCCUCGAGUGGAGGCUGAACACGCCAUUUGAAGAAGAUCAAUCAGAUGAAAACGAAGCGCAAGGGUGGUUAGAGUCCAUCUCAAAUGGGUCUCGUGUAGAGGUUGGCGUGUUUCCCCUUGCAAAAUACCCAGGCUGGGUAAACGUGGUGUAUCAGGUUGAGGUCGAAUUGUACGACAAUAGCGACACAACUCUGCUGCCAGCGACAGGGCCAGCCGCAGAUGAAGCCAUACAAAGGACGACAUAUGCCUCAACGAAAGCCGCCUCCCAAAGCAUCGAAACGGCUGAUUCAGGUACAAAGUCGGCCCACUCCUUAACUCGGCAGCUAGAGGAGCAACAAGGUGUCUUGGAUCGGGCACCCAGCUGGAACCCAAACAUCGGGAAGGAACUAAACCACCUGGUAUUACGCCUCUGUAAACGCUACGAGCAAACAUGUCAAAUUGAUGAUUUGACGAGAAUAAUCGAAGUCACCCGGAAAGCUGUCGAAGUGACACCUGACGAUCACCCAAGUCUUGCUGGACACUUAAGCAACCUUGGGGACUGGCUAACUAGCCGAUAUUUUCAGACACAAUCAAUAGACGACUUGACUGGAGCAGUCGAAGCAAAAGAGCAAGCGGUCAAAGUGACACCUGAUGGUCACCCAAGCCUUGCUGGAUACUUGUAUAACCAUUCAGUCAGCCUAGGCAUUCGGUAUGAGCGCACAAAGUCAGCUGAGGACUUAAUGAGAGCGAUUCAAGUCAAUCAAAGAGCCGUCGGAGUUACCUCUGAUAAUCAUCCCAAGCUUGCCGAAUUUUUGGGACAUCUUGCAAACAAUCUAGAAGCCAGCUAUAAAACAACGGGGCGAAUCAGCGACCUAGAGAGUGCAAUUGAAGUGCUUGAGAAAGCCGUCAAAAUGGUACACGGCAGAAACCCAAACCUCGUUAGGAAUUUGAACAACCUUGGUGCCUUGCUUCGUGAUAGCUUUGAAGCGACGGGUUCUAUGGAAGACCUGGAAAGGGCGAUCGAAGUCUCCCGAAGAGCCAUAAAAAUCAUACCUGAUUCUGAUCAUGGAGCCCUUGCAGGAUGUUUGAGCGUCCUCGGAAGCUGUUUAGGGAGUCUUGCGUACCAGACACAAUCAACGGAUGACCUAGAUACGGCAAUCGCAUUACUAGAACGAGCUGUUGUAAUACUACCCGCCAAUCACCCAGGCCUCGCUACCGUGUAUACCACCCUUGGGGCUCUUCUUGGCAACAAGUCUGACCGAAUAGGGUCAAUGGAUAUCCUGACAAGAGCGAUUGAAGUUAAUCAGAAAGCCGUAGAAGCGACUCACGACAAUGACCUCAACCUCGGCCCUUCGAUUACUCCUUUGAGUAAUCUUGGUGGAUCACUUGCUACCCGGUCUCAGCGGACAGGGUCUUUAGAUGACCUUACGAAAGCAAUUGAAGCGCUUCAAAAAGCAGCAGGAGCUUCAUCUAAUGGCCACCUAAAUCUCGAUAUAGUUUUCAGUAAUCUUGCAGUUUGUUUUGGUAGAAGGUAUGAGCGGACAGGGUCUAUAGAUGACCUCUCAAAAGCAAUCGAAACAGAUGAGAAAGCCGUCGAAGCAGCACCUCACAAACAUAAAACUCGUGCUGCAAAGCUCAUGAACCUUGGAACCCACUUAGGUAAACGGUAUGAGCGUACAAGGGAAAUGGACGAUCUAACAAGGGCAAUCGAAAUUUCCCAGCAAGCUGUUGAAGCGGCUGAUUCUGCCACCCUCGCUAUUUGUUUGAGCGCUCUCGGAAAUAGGCUAAACGCCCGGUAUAGACGGGCAGGGUCAAUGGAUGAUCUGAUUCGCGCCACUGAGGUAGCCCAGAAGGCUGUUGAAGCAACGCCUCACGGCCAUACGAACCUCGCUCAGUAUCUCGGGAACCUUGGACACAUAUUAGGUCAACGGUAUGCACAGACCCAUGCGGAAACGGACCAAGAUGCUCAGCUUUCAGCGUAUGUUAGAUCUUGGCAUUGUACAACCUCUCCUCCAUCUAGCCGUAUAGACUCAGCUAGGUAUGCUGCCGAUAUCAAUGCAUCGAGGAACAAAUGGGACGAAGCAUACCACUUGUUGCGCGAGGCAGUCCUCCUGUUGCCGGAAGUUAGCCCGCGGUCUCUGAAACAGUCUGACAUGCAGAGCAUGCUCAGUCCCACUACUGGUCUGGCCACGGAUGCCGCUGCAAUAGCUAUCAAUGCUGGAAAACCCGCAUCAGAGGUAUUAUCCAUCCUCGAACUGGGCCGUGGUGUCAUCGCUGGUCUUUCGAUUGAUGCCCAUGGUGAUCUUUCGGAUCUAAGGGUGAAACACCCGUCACUGGCUGACAGAUUUGUCGCACUCCGAAAGGAACUUGACUCGCCCUCACAGAACUGCUGUUCGAUGAUCAAGGUACCAAUGGUCAAUCGGCGGCACCAAGCUAGUCGUGAGUUCGACGAAGUCAUCGAACAGAUCCGCGCCGAAGAUGGAUUCCACGACUUUCUUCAACCUCCAUCCGCUGAGACUCUUAUGGCAGCAGCGAAGUCCGGCCCUAUUGUGGUAGUUAAUCUUAGUCGGUACCGAUGCGACGCAAUCCUUGUGGAGUGCGAAACAGUCCGGCUGUUGGGAAUUCCUGACUUGACUUUUGAAAAGAUCCCAGAGUGUGCCAGGGGCCUCAGCAGCUUCAAGCAUAAUCCUGGACCUGCUCUUGAAUGGCUCUGGACUACAAUUUGCCGGCCUUGUCUUGACGCACUUGGGUUCACAGAAGCUUUCGGCGGCGACGCGCAGUGGCCGCAUAUCUGGUGGAUUCCUACAAGUGGUCUCAGUGAUUUACCUCUUCAUGCAGCAGGCAUUUACGCACCCGGGUCGAAAGAGACGGUUCUUGAUAGAGUGAUAUCUUCAUAUGCCUCAUCCAUCAAGGCGUUGCAGCAUGUGCGUCAGCGACGGGAGAAAUUGAUAGAUGAGCAAGAGCAACAGAACGCUGCUAUUCUCUUCGCGAUGGAAGAGACUGAAGGGCAAAUGCCACUUCCAAACGCAAAAACAGAGGUCGAUAAAAUCAGAGGGCUGUGUGCAUCACUUGGCUUGAAAGCAAUAACACCCCCCCGUCUAAAGGCCGGCAUCCUGGAGCAUCUUCAGGACUGCAAGAUCCUGCACUUUGCAGGACACGGAGAGUCCAGGGAAGAUCCUUCUGAAAGUUGCCUUCUCCUGGAUGACUGGAAAACAAAUCCCCUAACUGUCGGUGACCUUCGUGAGAGCUGGCUUCAGGAGAACCCAGCCUUCCUCGCAUACUUGUCAGCCUGCUCUACUGGAAGUAACCUAGGAAAAGGUCUUUGGGACGAGGCUAUCCACCUCAUCGGUGCCUUUCAAUUAGCUGGUUUUCGGCAUGUUGUCGGUACACUGUGGGAAGUAUCGGAUCCACAUUGCGUCGACGUGGCUACCUUACUAUAUCAGACCCUAUGUGAGGACGGAAUGACGGACGAAGCUGUCAGCUACGGUCUUCAUCGGGCGCUUCGGAAGCUGCGCGAUGACAGCCCUUGGGGAGGAACAAGGAGGGACGCUGAAAGAGAAGACAAAAGGCCAGCGGCAGAAUCCAGUCUCAACACGUAUUGGAUCCCAUUUAUUCACUUCGGUGCAUGA
This is a messenger RNA of Fusarium venenatum, 3966 nucleotides long. RefSeq names its product CHAT domain-containing protein. The record is from RefSeq and is a predicted model, not a curated record. Gene Ontology annotation, molecular function: protein binding. Lineage: Eukaryota; Fungi; Ascomycota; Sordariomycetes; Hypocreales; Nectriaceae.